UAAGGGUUAGUAUUGCUGGUAUGCCAUCACCAGCCUGGACCGCUUAAUACACCAUAUUAUGAUCGAAUAACCAAGCGUACCUGUUUCUAGUUGCACAUGGCUCACAGGAUAUGCUGGAGGGUUGCGUCCGUCAGCUCCCGUCUCUGGAGGAGGAGUCCAGUAUUUCUUGAUAAUUGCUUUCCGAGAGGUCAAAUCCGACUGCCCAGCUUUGUCAACAGUCAGGGUCGAUUCCCGAGUACAAGGUUGUUUGUUAAUAGAUUCAGUGCAACGCCACUGAGCGCAGAUGUGAGCUACGAGGAGCUAAAGCAAAUCGUGGAUGGACGAAACAAAGCAGUCAUUAUAGAUGUCAGGGAGCCAUGGGAGCUCAGGGAAUAUGGAGCUAUCCCAGGAUCUAUCAACGUGCCCCUGGGUCAAAUAAACACUGCUCUUCGGCUGGAGGCAGAGGAGUUCCUGGAGAAGUAUGGAGGUAAAAUGCCCCAACUAACUGACAGCAUAGUGUUCACCUGUUUGGCUGGAGUCCGCAGCCUGAUAGCUCUGGAGACUGCCAACUCAAUGGGAUACAAGAGUGUUCAACAUUACCCGGGUGGAUGGCAAGAGUGGAUGACACUUGAACAGAAGAAUGCUCCAUAAAUUACAUUUGGAUAUUUCUUGCAUGAUUUGUACCAAAGAUACAAAUUUAAUUUUGAGUUGAUGAUGUGAUGGUUAAAUGUCUUCACAACAAAUUCAUCUAAAAUCAGUCUUAAUGUGAAUGUGCUAGAUACACUAACUAUGCAAAGCUAGAGCCACUGAGUGAGAGUCAGGCUGUACAUGGUCAUGUGAGGUGACACAUUUACAUGUGGAUAGUGAAAACAGUGAUUAUUUGGACAUCAGUAAUUCACAGACGGUGCCUCUUUUUCUAUAGUCCUAAUGUAUUGAGUGGAUAACCUUUUCUGUCAAUUUGUUAUGGCUCUGGUAAUCCCUUUUAAACUGUGACUGUGGACAUACAAUUCUCAAAUAAUUAGAUUUCAACAUUUGAAAUGUUUUUGUAUAUAAAUAAUGGCUGAAUACAGUCCAUGAAGGGACGAAAAUAAAAUUUGUUUUCAUGAA
Molecule: messenger RNA, 1086 nt
Organism: Boleophthalmus pectinirostris (great blue-spotted mudskipper)
Lineage: Eukaryota; Metazoa; Chordata; Actinopteri; Gobiiformes; Gobiidae
Gene: tstd3
Product: thiosulfate sulfurtransferase like domain containing 3
Exons: 4
Coding region: 97-630 (177 amino acids)
Cellular component (GO): mitochondrion
Molecular function (GO): thiosulfate-cyanide sulfurtransferase activity
Source: RefSeq, a predicted model, not a curated record